AUGUUCAGAAAGAAGGCCGGGCUGGGAACGCAGAGCCUCCUCGGUAACAAAGACCGAAAGAAGCUGCGCGACCAAGCGCUGAAGCUCUUCCCGAGCUUGUCGGAGUCCGACUUCGACGCGCUGCUCCCCCCGAAGGAGGAGAUCUCCGUCGCGAAGCUCCAGUUCCCGCAGACCGCGGCGGCCUCUGCGGCGGCCGCGCCGUCGCUGCCGGCGCUCCUGAGCGCCACAGGCAGCAACCGCGGCAGCGUCUACGCAUGCAAAGGCGAACCGAUCUUUUUUGAUGUCAACGGGCUUCUCAUUCCUUCGGUUUACGCACUAUGGCGUCUGCCAUGCAUGCUGCCGACGUUUGUGGUGCAUGCGCCGGUCUCGUCCUUCAUUCUCAAAGGCGCAGACCUGAUGCUGCCAGGAGUCAUCUGGCGGCUCACUCUCGAGGGUGAAGACCAGCGAAAGAAGGUGCUAAACGCCGAGGCGGAGAAGCCUGGCAGCCUCGCGAUCGAUGUGCAGCAACUCUGGGCUGUGCGCGUCGCCGGAAACAAAUACCCGUUUGCCGUCGGCCGCAGCGCCGUCGCCGCGCACUCGCUUCACCACCUCGCAGGCAAAGGCAAGGCGCUAGAGAUCAUCCACGCCUUCGGCGACGGCCUCUGGCAGUUGGGGUCGCAGUCAUCGCCGAACAGUCUCUUCACCGCGAAGCAGAUCUUGGGCGCGGCCGACGACGCGGAGACCGCAGUGUCCCUCGCCAGCGUCGCUCCAGCCCCAGCGGGCGAGGCGAACGAGCCCGCGGCGCCCGCAUGCCUUGAGGGCGACGGCUGGGACGACGGGAGCGGCGCCGCCGACGAAAAGCCGGCGGAAGAGGAGACCGCUGAGGACGACGCGCCCGACGAGCCCGAAACCCCCACCAGAGAGGCUGAGACGCCCUCCAUCGCCGAAGGUGGAGAGGGCGACAACGCUGAGGAAAACGCUGAGGAAGACGGAGAGAGGAGGUCGCAAGCACCCACGGCCACGCUGCCCCCGGAGCUGAUGGACGAGUACCUGAGGCUCUGCGCCCUGGAGAUUCUCCACGCGAUCUCCGACGACCAACUUCCCAUGGAUAUCUCGGCGCUCAACAGCAAAAUCGCGACCGACGCGCCGGCCGUCUAUGUCGAGAAGCUACGCGGCGAAGGCAAGCUAGCGGCCUUCGUCCCCCCAGACGUGCGGAAGGCAUCGUACAAGAAGCUGACCAAGUUCGUUCAGUCGCUGUCGAAGAAGAAACUUCUUCAGACCAAAGAAGUCCGCGGCGUUGUCUCCAUGGUGAAAGUCAAUCGCAAGCACCCUGACUACCUCGCCUACACGCCGAUUCCCGAGAAAACGAAAAAGAAGAUCGCCGAGCGCAUCGCAGCCACGGAGGCCGGCAGCGGGGCUGCGACCCAGGGAGACGCUGGGGUGGAGACAGCUGACAAGCUCAAGGCAGGCGACGCGUCUCCGAGCUGUGCGCAGGGCUGCAGUGGCUCUGGCCCGUUGGUGCUGGAGUUUUGCGUCCCGCCACAGAAGCUCCUCAAGAUCUUCCAGGCACUGGACGUCCAAACUGGGAAAGACAUUUUCUUCACUUUCACCGAAGCGAAGGAGAUCUUGACGCGGUACGUAGAGGCCGUUGAGCAGGCGCAACAGGAGAAGCGCGAAGACGAUGCUGCCGCAUCGCCGAUGGACAAAGGGAAGAAGCAGUCCGGAGGUCGCGGUGACUCGCUCGUCCUGGACCCGCUCCUUAAAGAAGCCCUCCUUUCAAAAGACGAACUCGCCGAGCUGAUGGACAGAACGAGCGAAGUUAAAAUGAAGAAGGAGCAAGUGUUCUCCCGAUGGCAGGCACUCCUGCAGCCGUGCCAUGCCAUCGUCCCGCCCGGCGCCCCGGAAGACUUUGACGUCACCAGCCUGAAAAUCCACAAGGGCCCUUGGCAGCCGGUGAAGAUCACCGUCGACGACCGGUUCGGCGGCAGGAAGCAUAUCACGUCCAUUGUAGGCGUCCACGCCUUCCUGUUGGAUCCCAAAACCGUCGCUGAAUACUUGCAGAGGAAACUUGCAUCGGCGGCUUCGACGUACGCCCCUCCUGGCCAAAAGGAGCAGAACGGCAUCAUCGUUCAGGGAAACAUGGCGACGGCGGUGGCAGACGCUCUGGUUUCACACUUCAAACUGCAGCGCAAGUACCUCCUUGUCGACCAGAAGAAACCCAAGUCGGGCGGCGGCCGAAAGUAA
Besnoitia besnoiti is the source of this 2223-nucleotide messenger RNA. Its product is annotated as translation initiation factor sui1 protein. Gene Ontology annotation, biological process: translational initiation; formation of translation preinitiation complex. Gene Ontology annotation, molecular function: translation initiation factor activity. The record is from RefSeq and is a predicted model, not a curated record. The transcript has 14 exons. NCBI's taxonomy places the organism in Eukaryota, Apicomplexa, Conoidasida, Eucoccidiorida, Sarcocystidae. The coding region runs from base 1 to 2223 and encodes 740 amino acids.